This is a messenger RNA of Zootoca vivipara (common lizard), 8839 nucleotides long. RefSeq names its product presenilin 2 (gene PSEN2). Gene Ontology annotation, biological process: calcium ion homeostasis; membrane protein ectodomain proteolysis; Notch signaling pathway. Gene Ontology annotation, molecular function: aspartic endopeptidase activity, intramembrane cleaving. Lineage: Eukaryota; Metazoa; Chordata; Lepidosauria; Squamata; Lacertidae. Gene Ontology annotation, cellular component: gamma-secretase complex; membrane. The record is from RefSeq and is a predicted model, not a curated record.
GCCUGAUUUCUGCCAUCAGUAAUAUUUUGGGUGUUUUUGCAUUGCCCUUUUAAGUGAGCACUCCCAAAAUCAUCGUUUUAUGUUUUGUUUUCCUAUCCAAGGAAAGUGAAAAGUAUAUUGCUGACACUUAUCUGAUCACAGUUAUGGUACGCUAUACAAAGUGUUGUCUCCAGGGUGGCAUAUGAGUUUAAUUAAUUAAUAGCAACAACAACAUUGAAAAUGUGAGCUUAGCUACUGCUAACCUAUGACCAGGGUGGGUGCUAUCAUUAGGCCAACUAGGCGGCUGCCUAGGGUGCAGACUUCGGAGGAGUGCAGUACUGACUUUUGAGGGGCAUGUAUAACUGUGCAUGUAUAAGCUACUCUGCUAUUCAAAAAACAAAGUUGUUUAUUACGAGAGUGAGCAUGCACACACAUAGAAUACAAUAAGCAAUGUUAAUAUAUAGCAAGAUUUCAAGAUCCUUCCUUAUUUGAAAGGCAAUAGCAUAGCUGACAAGUUUUCCCUUUUCUUGCGAGGAAGCCUAUUCAGCAUAAGGGAAAAUCCCUUAAAAAAAGGGAUAACUUGGCAGCUAUGCAAUAGGUCAGUGGUAGAGCAUCUGCUUUGCAGGUACUCUGAUUCAGUCACCAACAUCAAAUGUCCAAAAUCCUGGAGAGGCACUGCUAGUGAGUCUUGACUAAGGUUGGGUGACAUUUGGUUUUCAACAUAGUGAUAUAUCACCAGCUAAUCAUCACAAUAUACCAAUAUCUCACGAUGUCUGAAAUAAGGAUGGAACUAUAUAGAGGUAUUGGCUGGCUUCAUAGUUUUCCCCACAUUGUGGUUUUUGCAUAGUGCGCACACAUCAUGAUUCUUGAUACAGUCGUACCUUGGAAGUCAAACGGAAUCCGUUCUGGAAGUCUGUUAGAAGCUCCUGCAGCCAGUCGGAAGCCCUGCCGGACAUUCGGGUUCCAAAGAACGUUAGCAAACCGGAACACUCACUUCUGGGUUUGCGGCGUUCGGGGGCCAAAAUGUCCCAAGUACCAGGGUGUUCGGGAUCCAAGUUACGACUGUAUAUAUUGCCAGGUCAAAACUUCUCAAACCAAUAUCAAAUUAUGGACUUCAAACUGGUUUCCGGCAAUAUAUCACCCAGCCCUAGUGUUGACAGUGAUGAGCUGGAUCAACCAAUGGUCUGACUUGGUGUAAGGCAUGUUCUUUCCCACAGGGGAACAUGUGGUGGGAGAGAGGUGGUUCAGCUUGUGUAGGUUGUGAUGAUUUCCUUGCUUGACCGUCAUACUCUCAUUUUCCACCUAACCUUGAGAAUGUUUGCUUGGGUGUCAAUCCUAACCAUUUCAGGGAAAGCAAAGUACCUUUUAGAACAGUAAGUAACCUUGCUCCUGACUCUCUAAAGAUUGCAUUGUUCUAACCUGGCACAUUGUAAACAAGAUGCCUUUUUUUUUUGCAAUGAUAUGCCAGCCGGAGUUGUGGGUAAAUUAGCAGCUCACAAUCCCAGCUGUGGACAUAGCACGAAGUAGGGCUAAUAGUAUGUAGAUAUAAAAAUUUAGCAAUGGUGUGCAAGAGAACUCCAUUAAUUGCAAGUUGUGCAAAGGUUACCCAGAACAGAUUGUGUCGUUGGGAUUCUGUUAAUGGAUUUUGUUCUUAAAAUUGAAAGGUGCUACUGUUGAGGCUUUCCUGGGCGCCUGUCACCUGCCCUAGGAGGAAGCCCUUUUCCUUAAUUGUGUGGGAGCAGAUUGCAGGAGCUCAGUGGGGAGGAAAGGCACUCCAUUCAUGCUCAGAGGUACUCAUUUAGUCAUACGCGUUUGUGCCUUUUUAAGGAUGCAUAGUCAAAGAUGAGAGAGGGUAACAUUAAAGGAGCAGUGGAGAGAACUGCAAUAUAUAUUUUUCUGUUAAAAGUACUGGUAAGAAAUGUGAGGACUGGCCCUCAAAAAGGCCUAUAAAGAAAGUUGGAAGUGGAGUGCCUAACUGUGCAUUCCAUGCUUGUCUCACAGUUAGACCUGUUUGCCAUGUGGUUAGAGAAGCUCAAGUGCUGGAAGAAAGCCCCAUUGCCUGUAAAUUUAAAGGACCAUGUACAGUAAGUGCAAAACAGGAGCAGAUUGUGUCCGCUUCUAAAAUAACCACUCUGUAGAUGAGCCCUUUUCUUGCUCCACUUCUGUGCUAGUGCAGCAAAUCUUGUCAUGUUUGUUUCAGUCAGCCUGACUCCAGUGCACCUGAUAAUCACAAGCCACAUGGGAGCUUGUUGGUCCCCCCUUGCCAAUUGCUGCUCGUCCAAACAAACGCGCAGCAUCAGCAAUGCGACACAACACACUUGAGCUCUCUAAGCAUAUGUUCUCAUUUUUGUUUUCCAAAGCUGAAGAAGACACAGUGAUAGAAUUACAGAAUUGUAAAGUUGGAAGGGAACCCAAGGCUCAUCAAGUCCACCCCCCUGCAAUGCAGGAAUCUCAACUGAAGCAUCCAUGGCAGAUGGCCAUCCAACCUCUGCUUAGAAAUCUCCAAGAAAUGAGAGUCUGGCACCUUCUGAGGGAGUCAGAAAGUUAUUCUUGAGGUUUAGUCAGAAUCUCCUUUCUUGUAACUUGAAGCCAUUAGUUUGGGUCCUACCCUCCGGAGCAGGAGAAAAUAAGUUUGCUCCAUCUUCCAUGUGGCAGCCCUCUAGAUAUUUGACGAUGGCUAUCAUAUCCCCUCUCAUUCUCCUCUUAUCCAGGCUGGACUCCCACAACCAUUUCCAGAGCCUUCUUGGUCAUAAGAUAUUUUGAACUAGAGGGGAUUCCCUUGUCCAACUUUCCGCAGUCCAACUGGAGCCAACAGUGGAACAAAAGCAAAUGUGUCUGGACCUGGGAAGGCAAAACUGACUCCAUUUGUGAAUUUAAUGUCAAGCUUCACAACCCAGAAACCAGACUUUGCCAGCUGGGUGCCUUCCCAUUGUUUUGGACUACAUAUCCCAUAUAUAACCCAACACGUGCUAGCUAGGGCUGAUGGGAGUUGUAGUCCAAAACAUCUUGAGGGCACUUACUGGCAAAGACUGCCCUAAGCCAUACAUUGACAUGCACAUUAAAGUACAGAUUUGCAUCGGGGUUAAUACAGAUCGGAUUUGUAUAUAUCAAAUUAUAAAACUGGCCAAUAGUCAAGAGCAGCCAGUUCAUACUCUCCUACAGCAGAGGAAAUCUUGAGGUUGGAAACUCUUGCCGAUCAACUGCAAAUCACCCCAGUGUCUCCCCAUCUCUUCCUUAGAGGAAGCUGAGCGUGAGUUGGGCUUAUCAGGUAACAGGGAACAAGUGUAAAUAUUUCAUUUUGCUUGGUCUUGAGAUUACAACAUGAAGCAAGAUAACAGGUAGAACUUAGAAUAGAAUCUAGGUUUCCUGCUUCUCAGUAGAUUUCAACCUCUGAGGCCUGGAUUUCAACCUUGGGAGGCCCUGCUCAAUGUUACAAUUAGGCUGAACAAAAUCCGUAUCGAAGGAUAGCAUCCAGAGAUUCAGAACCAGUUGCAGCACAGCACUGCAAGGUUCUCUGUGAAGAAGGGAGCAUGAUCACCUUCAUGAACAACUCAGACAGUGAGGAGGAACCCUGCAACGAGAGAACAUCCUUGAUGUCGGCUGAGAGCCCCCUUCUGCCUUCUUACCAAGAUGACACACAAGCACCGGAAUCAGGAGAGACACUCCCGCACAGGAAAGGGCGCCCUGGCAGCAGCGGGAGCUCCAACAAAACUGCGGAUGGAAACGCGGCCGACACGGAAAGAAUAGCCAGAGUGCUCGCUGCCGUGGAUAGUGAGGAGGAAGAGCUGACCUUGAAAUACGGAGCGAAGCAUGUGAUCAUGCUCUUUGUGCCUGUCACGUUGUGCAUGGUUGUGGUUGUUGCAACCAUAAAGUCGGUGCGGUUUUACACCGAGAAGAAUGGACAGCUGAUUUAUACCCCAUUUACGGAAGACACGCCCAACGUGGGCCAGCGUCUCUUGAACUCUGUGCUGAAUACCAUAAUCAUGAUCAGUGUCAUAGUAGUAAUGACGAUCUUCUUGGUUCUAUUAUACAAGUACCGUUGUUACAAGUUCAUUCAUGGCUGGCUCAUUCUCUCAUCUCUGAUGCUGCUGUUCCUCUUCACCUACAUCUACCUUGGUGAAGUGCUAAAGACCUACAAUGUGGCCAUGGAUUAUCCCACUCUGUUCUUCUUCAUUUGGAAUUUUGGAGCCGUUGGGAUGAUUUGCAUCCACUGGAAGGGGCCCUUGCACCUCCAGCAAGCCUAUCUCAUAAUGAUCAGUGCCUUGAUGGCUUUAGUCUUCAUUAAGUAUCUGCCUGAGUGGUCAGCCUGGGUCAUUCUGGGAGGCAUAUCGGUUUACGACUUGGUGGCUGUCUUAUGCCCAAAGGGGCCGCUCAGGAUGUUAGUGGAAACAGCGCAAGAGAGAAAUGAGCCCAUAUUUCCGGCACUUAUUUAUUCGUCUACUAUGAUGUGGACUGUGGGAAUGGCAAAACAAGACAUUGCACGAAGGAGGUCUUCUGAAGCGACACGGAAUCAAGCAGAAGGAGCACGGAACCAUGAUGACGGUUCUUACCCUGAGCCAGCCGAUACUGACAUGAGGAAUUCAAGAACAGACCAUCCGAUCGAUCCUCCCUUAGAGGAGGAGGAAAGAGGCGUCAAAUUGGGCCUUGGGGACUUCAUAUUCUACAGUGUACUUGUGGGCAAAGCAGCCGCCACUGCUAGCGGUGACUGGAAUACAACUCUGGCUUGUUUCGUAGCCAUCCUGAUAGGCCUGUGUUUAACUCUUUUGCUGCUGGCAGUAUUCAAGAAAGCGUUACCUGCCCUCCCCAUCUCCAUCACCUUUGGCUUGAUCUUCUACUUCUCAACAGAUUACCUUGUGCAGCCUUUCAUGGACACCCUUGCAGCCCAUCAGCUAUAUAUUUGAAAAAAGCAAACCAACUAGUGGUGAUCUCCUCUGGAGUCUUUUGCUGUGCAACAGGACAUUUUCCGAUAGAUAUGGUUUUUACACUUAGUGCCAUAUAUUUUUCAGGAAUCCCAGUAAUACACAUGUGGGAGUCUCUCCUGAGACUCAGUAGCCCAGGGCCUUUGAUUUCUGAUGUGAACAAUUUGACUGGGAGCAGGACACGCACAGCCUGAUCCUAUCUGUGUUUACUACUGAUCUCAGUUGGACUUGCUCCCAAGUCAGCUUGCAUAGCAUUGCGAUAACCCUGAGACGCCUGGCCUCCUGCUUUAGUUUAGCGUGUAAAUGAAUGUGAAAAUGCAUUGGUUAUAUUAGCCCAAGGUGAAACAAAAUUCCUCUCCCAGGAGGUGAGCAGAUGAUGAAUGUGUGAGAUUCCAGUUUGCCAGAGAUGUUGCAAUCGUAGCGAAGAAUAAUCAUGGUUUUGACGUACUGCUGCGCCAGCAUGCUUCCACUGGCGUAACAGGGCUUCUGUUUCCUCUCUUCCCACCAGGUAUCUCCAAAAUCUGCGCCAGCCCCCCACAGCUGAUUUUGAGGGUGAGCAGGGGGUGGUCUGGAUGGAAGUUCAGUUUCAUGUGCUGCAGUCCCCAUGCCCCUACAGAGCUGCAAUAGUACAGUAUGCUUUAAAAAAAAUACUAUAAAGCAAUAGAAUAAAUGAGAUUUUUUUCUGAAAGGGUAUUAGAUAUGUUAGCCCACGGUGAGAAAAAUAAUUCCUCGGCUGGGAGGUGAGUAGCUGGCAAAUUUAAGAUUCCUGCUUACACUACAAAUUUGCAAAAAAUGAGUAAUUAUAAUGGUGGUGGUUGUGCAGUCUGUGAAAAUGCUCCUUUAAAAUAGGCAUACAGCUAAAGUGCAGGGGUUGUGUGGAGGCAGAGCUGCACAUGACUAAUAUGUAGCAGGUUUCCAAAUCUCUUGUUUUUUCUUUAAUUGCAGCCGUGGGGGGUUGGAGGCCCAACUGGAAUUGCGAGAGAGGGGGGUGGGGAGGGAAGGUUUAUCCUUUCCGCCCCCGGCCAUGAUCAUGACAAAAUUCAAGGGCUCCAUGCGGCUAUAAGGGUUAAGAAAAUAAUCCCAUUGGCACCAAUGGGACCUCCUCUUCCUCCUCCUUCCUGCUAACCCUCCCAGCCGUGCCAGGGGUAUUUCAUGGAUUUGUUAGCAAAAAUGUAUGUGCCGCUGGAUUGUAAUAAAACCUUUGAGUGGUUUACAAGAAAUAUUAAGGUGAUCAGUGAAAAGCAUUUAGUAAUAAUUAAAACGAACCGUAAAGAGAGAUUAAAACGAACCGUAAAGAGAAAUUAAAACAAAUCAACACCUACAUGUGUAGAUAGACUUGCCCAAACGAAAAAGUUUUAAGCGUGAAAAAGUGUGCAGCAAAUGCACCCGCCUGAUGUCAACAGGCAGGGAGUUCCAAAGUUGUUGUGUGAUACUCAAAUAGCAGUUUUUUUACAGUUGUGAUGCCUGUAACAGUGCAGAGUCCAUAGACUGAAGUGGUCGAAUGGGCACCUACAGGGUGAAGUGAUCGCAUGAGUAAACUGGCCCCAAGCCAUUAAGGGCUUCAUAUACAAGUAGUUAAACCUUGAACUCGGCCUGGUGAAAAGGCCCUCCCCAGCAAUGACUUUUUCAGGAAAGUCAUUGCUGGGGAGGAAAAGGAGAAAUCUAAUAGCCCCGCUUCUCAUGCUACCACCCCAAUAAUUGUUGGGACUCCCGCACACCUGUCGCUAAAGAAAAGCCAGGGACUCCAUUCAAUGUGUGGUUUAGCCGCAGGAAUGAAGCCAGAGUGCAUGCAGGGCUUCUUCAGCUUUGCCACCAAAGCCCUUCCAAGGGAAGGAAGCAAGUGGAUCUUAAUAGAUAACGACCUGCUUGCUUGCAUGGGAGUUUCCACACACCCCUGCGGGACACAGCAAGAAGUGCAGGAAGCAAGAAGCACAAUGGAUGCUUGGCCUGUCUUGCCCUCUUCUCAACUGAGCUGCCUGGGGAAAUUGGUGCUGGUUGGGAUGGGGCUACCACCCAGAUGUGCUGAGCACGUAAGUGUGGUGACACACACACACACACACACACACACACACACACACACACAAUCAAAAUCUUUGUAAGACCCAAUGGUUUUUGUAGCACUGAUCAAUGUGAGCAAGCGGAUCAAAAAUAAAAAUUGAGCUGUAGGGCCUUCAGUGGCAAUAGGGAGCCCGUGGCCCUCCAAAUAUUGUUGGGAUGCCAGCUCCCAUCAUUCCUAACCGUUGGCCAAGCUGGCUGGGACGCAUGGGAACUGGGAGUCCAUUCAAUAUCUGGAGGGGACCACCAGUACAGCAUACUUUUAGAUCCUCUAGCAGAGGACCCAACUUUAAGUGGAGGCUAGUUGUAAAGAAUGGGGUUAGUUACCCUGUUGCCUCCCUCAUACGUGAAUUGACAAUCAGGCCCAAAAGCAGCCCACAUACAGCCUCUUGCUUUGCACUGUUCAGGAAUGAUUUGGGGAGAAGCCAUUGAUUGAGGCCAGGCAAACUUCUUUCGGCUGUGUGGGGUGUGUGUUAAAUGACUAACUUGGAAAUGCUAUGAAAAUAUUUAAUGUAAGAGUGAACUAUUUGAGGAAUAAUGUUUGUACCAAAACACGGGGAUGAGAUUUUAAUCUGGUGUGCACAUUAAUCUAAAUGAGAAACAGUUGGUGCUCAAAAUAUUCCAGACUUUUGCCCCGCAAAUACUUUACUUCUGAUUUCGACUUCCUCCCAGGGACAUGGGUUGUUUUAAGGUUUUGGUUUUUAUUUUAAAUCUGAUCUGCUUUGCUUCCAAAUAUCCUCUUCUAAGAACAACGCUAAUUAUGUGAUUUAUCUGCCUAAGCAAAAGAAAUAGUCUAAUGAAGCAAAAUGGACUGAGAAGGGUCGGGGGGGGGGGAAUCCAAUGUAAGAGACAUUGAAGUGCAGCAGCUCCCAUUGAUUUCGAUUUUGGAUGCUUGGUGAAUUGGAUUUGUGUGGAUUCAAUCUAAACUGAUCUGAACCUUCCUUUGGAAUUUAGAAUGUGAUUUAUUCUUUUCAGAUUUUUGCAAAGCAGUUCAUAGCUCAAGAAGCUUACCAAAAUGUGUUUUUUAAAAACUGUAUUUUAGGAUGAAAUGCAUACAUUUGGGCAGAAUAUGUGUACGCUUGCUCUUUUAUGAGUAUGUGUUCAAUUCAGUGUUGAUUUUUCUUUAGACAUCUAAAUGAUAAUUUGUAAAGGUGUACAUUAAUGCAGAAAUGGGGCUGAACAGACUUCGGAAUGAAUAUGUGUAAAAGUGACACAGACUGUUCAUCCCUAAGCUUCAGUGGGCUUGAGCAACAGGAUUGCUUUAUAGAUUGUGCCUGAAGUCUCCUUCUGCUUGUUGUUGUUUAGUCGUUUAGUCGUGUCCGACUCUUCGUGACCCCAUGGACCAUAGCACGCCAGGCACUCCUGUCUUGCACUGCCUCCCGCAGUUUGGUCAAACUCAUGUUCGUAGCUUCGAGAACACUGUCCAACCAUCUUGUCCUCUGUCGUCCCCUUCUCCUAGUGCCCUCAAUCUUUCCCAACAUCAGGGUCUUUUCCAAGGAUUCUUCUCUUCUCAUGAGGUGGCCAAAGUAUUGGAGCCUCAGCUUCACGAUCUGUCCUUCCAGGGAGCACUCAGGGCUGAUUUCCUUAAGAAUGGAUAGGUUUGAUCUUCUAGCAGUCCAUGGGACUCUCAAGAGUCUCCUCCAGCACCAUAAUUCAAAAGCAUCAAUUCUUCGACGAUCAGCCUUCUUUAUGGUCCAGCUCUCACUUCCAUACAUCACUACUGGGAAAACCAUAGCUUUAACUAUACGGACCUUUGUCGGCAAAGUGAUGUCUCUGCUUUUUAAGAUGCUGUCUAGGUUUGUCAUUGCUUUUCUCCCAAGAAGCAGGCGUCUUUUAAUUUCGUGACUGCUGUCACCAUCUGCAGUGAUCAAGGAGCCCAAGAAAGU